AUAAUCGAACAAAAUUAUAUAAUUGCAAGAUAAAAAUAAUAUUAAGAAUGCGUAUCUUAUCGUUGCCUUUCAAAAUUUUAAUAUUUUGUGGUAUAUGGAAACCAACAUCAUGGACAACCACUUGCAAAAAGAUCAUCUAUCGUACUUAUACUUUUCUCGUGAUAUUGUUUGUCUCUUCCUUUCUAUGCUCGCAAAUGAUUGACAUGUUCACUGUUGACAACAUGAACGAGUUCACCGAAAGCUCUCACAUGCUUUUGACAAUGGUGAUCGGUUUUUGCAAAGCAGUGAACGUAUUGAUGGCACGAGAGAAAAUUAUAAAAUUAAUUGACAUUCUCGUAGAUGAAAUGCGCUUUUCUGUUGAUUCCGAAGAAUCGAAGAUUCAAGAAAAAUAUGAUCGGACUAUUCGGGCUAAUACGCUUCACUAUGCCAUCAUGAUCGAGACGUCAGUUUUAUCAAGUAUUUUAAAUUCUCUUUUGACUGACUUACAAGCGAAAACGUUGCCCUUCAGAGCCUGGGUACCUUACGACUGUUCCUCAUCGAUCGUUUUUUACUUAACUUACUUUUAUCAAAUGAUAUCGAUGACAGCUUGUUCUCUCUUUCACGUCGCGAUAGAUGCACUGUUCUGUGGAUUUUUAUUACAAAUUUGUUGUCAAAUAGAUAUAUUGAAGUGUCGAUUGAAACGUUUAAACUGUAAUGGUAUCGACGAUCUUCGAAAAUGCAUUCAACAUCAUUAUCAAAUUUAUCAAAUCGCUGAAAAAAUGAAUGAAGCUUUUGUCAUGACGAUAUUUGCUCAAUUUUUCAUCAGUUCGGUAGUCCUUUGUCUGAGCAUGUUCGAACUACUUAAAAAUGAUCUAUUGAGUACAGAAUUCAUGGCCCUGAUAAUAUAUUUGUCGACUUUGUUGGUCCAAAUUUAUAUUUUCUGUUGGUACGGCAAUGAAGUGAAAUUGAAGAGUAUUCACAUUGCUGUUGCAUUUGCCGAGUCAAACUGGACGUCGUUAGACAAUAGUUCGCAAAAAAUGAUUGUAAUAAUGAUGCAACGUGCGGCAAAUCCCAUCGAAUUUGUUAGCGGAUAUUUUAUCACAGUAAAUCUCGAUACCUUUAUGAACUUAAUCAAAACCUCUUAUUCGGCAUAUAAUGUUCUUCAAAAAGCGCAAUAAACAAUAAGAAAGACGAAUUUAACAUAACUGAAAAACUACUUACAUGUAUGUGUAUAUAUAUAUAUAUAUACGUACAACUGUAUAUAGAUAUAUAAGAAUCUCGCAAGUAUCAGACAAAAUUUUAAUCCUGAUUUAUUCGUUAACGUUAAUAACGUCAAAUAAUUUUAGUUAUUACACAUAUACAAAUAACCAUAUAAAAAUGAUCGUUUUAUUAAUUCAACUUCUUCUUUUUAAAGUAACUACUAAAAAUUUCGUACUCGGUUUACAAUCUACUCGAACAGAGCAAAAGCCAAUGAAGAAGAUUGAAAGAGUUAAACGAUCGUAAAUUUGCCAAGUCGACUGUAUACUGGGCACUACAUUCACCUGAUUAUUUUAACGAAACAAUAUAGAGAACGUAAAAAAAAGGCGAUUGAAUCUUCAAAUAUUUAUACAAUCUUUCAGGGAUCUUGAAAUUUGGCCAAUUUUUUAGUAGUAGUAUCGUUAUACAAUGAUAAAGGCGUAUACGUAUUUAGAUAGCAGUGGUAAAAGAUAAACGUGGCCGAUGGUUAGACAAUAAAUUCGAAUCUUGAGUGUCGUUCUUAAAUUUCAAUAGAUCAAUUUACAAUAACAAUUAUAUUUCCUUGCGAUCUUCGUUAUUUACUCUAUUCAACAAAACUGAUAUGAUUUUAAUCGUUCGAGAUAUUUUUGAAACAAAAUAGAAAAAUGAAUCAACGAAGAGAAAGAGAGAAAGAGAGAGAGAGAGAG
This is a messenger RNA of Vespula vulgaris, 1901 nucleotides long. RefSeq names its product odorant receptor 94a-like. The record is from RefSeq and is a predicted model, not a curated record. NCBI's taxonomy places the organism in Eukaryota, Metazoa, Arthropoda, Insecta, Hymenoptera, Vespidae. Gene Ontology annotation, biological process: sensory perception of smell; detection of chemical stimulus involved in sensory perception of smell. The coding region runs from base 48 to 1157 and encodes 369 amino acids. Gene Ontology annotation, cellular component: plasma membrane. Gene Ontology annotation, molecular function: olfactory receptor activity; odorant binding. The transcript has 5 exons.